Molecule: messenger RNA, 515 nt
Organism: Thalassophryne amazonica
Lineage: Eukaryota; Metazoa; Chordata; Actinopteri; Batrachoidiformes; Batrachoididae
Gene: uqcr10
Product: cytochrome b-c1 complex subunit 9
Exons: 2
Coding region: 41-232 (63 amino acids)
Biological process (GO): mitochondrial electron transport, ubiquinol to cytochrome c
Source: RefSeq, a predicted model, not a curated record
AAUAAAACCACCGUAGAAGAAGACGUAGAGCUUCGUCGUCAUGGCGCUGCCUCGGACUGUGUACAACCUUCUGUUCAAGAGAACGUCGACUUUCGCUCUAACCAUCGUGGUUGGAGCCAUUUUCUUUGAGCGGGUAUUUGACCAGUGUGGAGAUGGUCUGUUUGAUCACUUGAAUCGCGGGAAACUAUGGAAACACAUCAAGCACAAUUACGAGCGCAAAGAAGAGGAAUAGGAUGCUGCCUCAGGGUGUCUCCUGCAGAAGGGAAUUUGUUGUCACACUUCCAUGAGCCAUUCUUCCUGGACUUCACACCUGAGUCCCAGACUACAUGGAAUAUGUGCCUGAAGUUCUCUUCAGAUUAUCUGCAGCAAAUCCCUUGUGAUCUGAAAGACUAUCCAGAGCAUUCUGAAGAUUGAGCAGUGGUUUCUCUCAACUCAUCCCUCUUGUGGUUGUUUGUAAUGACUUCCAUCUUCUUACAAGUUGUAAAAGGUUAAAUUAAACAUGUUCAUGUGUCGCC